Molecule: messenger RNA, 2453 nt
Organism: Anopheles darlingi
Lineage: Eukaryota; Metazoa; Arthropoda; Insecta; Diptera; Culicidae
Product: E3 ubiquitin-protein ligase RFWD3
Exons: 2
Coding region: 130-2295 (721 amino acids)
Biological process (GO): protein ubiquitination; interstrand cross-link repair
Cellular component (GO): nucleus
Molecular function (GO): protein binding; ubiquitin protein ligase activity
Source: RefSeq, a predicted model, not a curated record
ACAAAAAAAUCAGCUGCCGGCAUUUCAAAACGAUUUUUUCAGUAUUUUCAGUAUUUUCCGUGUUUGUUUUAUCGAUGCUAAACGUUGUGUAAAUCGUCUGCCUGUAAUGUAACCGUGGCCAAAAGGACAAUGGACGAUUCAAAUGGUUCGACCGAGAGCAACGAUACCGAAGCGGAUAUCUUCGAGGACACCACUUCCGCGGAGGGGACUGCACAGGAGGAAGAGGAAAAUACCGAGGGAGAAUGGACGGAAGAUGCCGUGGCAUUCGCCAUACAGCAAGUCAUGUCCUACGAAUCAAACUCACAGGACACCAACUCAUCGGAAGCGCUAACGCCGUCAGAUCCCUCGAGCUCCCCAAACGAUGACCGCCGAGACCAAAGCGAUCCUGAAGAAACGUUUGAAGACGGCACCGUCGAAGUGGCCGCUGUGGAGGAAGUACAAACCGAACAAUCAACGGCAGGCAGCCAAUCUUCUACGACCGGCGAUGGUGCUGGUGCUAUGGCAUUGGAUCUGGCACAUAUUCAACAAAGUGCAUUUCAACCUGACACGGCCUCCAGCUCAGCCGCUCCUACUAACGCUGCGGGAAACGUUCCGGAUGGCGUCGAGGAAAGUAACGAAGAGUCCCGACUUACGGCCGAUAACGAGCAGCCCUACGGCGGUACAGCGACUGAACCGACAACGCACGUCUUUAGGAUUACCUGGGUUGAUGGAACCACAGAGCCCACCGUUUCCACUGUGGACAAUCAACAUUCGUACUCAUUAUCACAACAGAAUAAGCGCAGACGAACGGCUACACCACCUCCAGCGCUGGAAUCGCAGGUCGUGCUCCAGAUACAGGAUGAGGAAGAUGCGACGGUGUGUUCCAUUUGCCUGGACGAUUGGACGAUGUCGGGUGACCAUCGAGUAGUGUCGCUAAAGUGUGGCCAUCUAUUUGGCAUGUCUUGCAUCAAACGUUGGCUACGGAGUAAUCCGGCCUCCCAACGGAACUGUGCCACAUGCAAGCGAAAUGCAACGAUGAAUGACAUACGGCCUAUCUAUGCUAAAGCUAUUCGCGCGAUCGACAAUACUCGAGAACAGGAACUGGAACGAAGUCUGAAUGUAUUACGCCGAAGCGAGACUGAUCUGCAGGUGAAGGUGCGGCUGCUAGAGGCCGAGGUUGAGCAGCUACGACAACUCGGCAAACAGCAGCGUGAUAUGUUGCUCCAGUUCCGGGGUACGGAUCCACCGAUCGAGAAACCCUGGCCACACGGUAUGCAACGCACGAACCCGAACUAUAUGCUCUUCCUGGAUAAGAACAUCGAGAUUAGUCGAGAACCGGGCUGCCGUGCCAUGGCUUACGCGGCCAAGCAUCAGCUGUUGUUGAUCUCUCAAAAGUCCGGCCAGGGGCUGUUUCCCGGUUAUGCGGUACGGUUUCUGUCGUUGGUCGAUCAAGCAGGAUCCAAGAUAGGAUCGACGAUGUGGGUUUCACCAAAAUCGAUCCGUGACAUUGCGGUCGAUGCGUCCGAUGAUCUGUUCGCUUGUGCUACCAUGGAAGCGACGGUGAAAAUCUUCUCGGUGCAGCUGCGCAGCGGACAGGCUACCAUCACACCGGCCGCCGAUGCGUGCAUCUGGUCCUGUGCGUUCGAUAAGGAUCGUUCCGGUAUUCUCUACCUCGGUGGGCACCGUGGUACGGUGUAUGUGUACAAUAUCCGCCAGCCGACCGAGUGCCUGGAAGAGCUGAAAUCCGGUUCAACGCAGAACGACCUCACGGCUGUGAUCAAAAUAUGUUCCCUAGAGACGACGCCCAUCCUGCCACACGGAGGCAUACUCGUGUGUAAGCUGAAAUCGGUCUGGUUGUAUGCGUACACGGCCGAUCAGCACCUCGAACCGUACCUGAUCAACGUCGAGGGUCCAUUCAGCUCGAUGAGCUACAGUGCGACCAACGGGAUCGUGAUGCUUACGAUACGCUCAACCACCGAUCGACCGUCCGUGAUUCUACUAGCCACCCUGGAGAAGAGCGGCGAGCGCUACUCGCUGAACAUUCAGCAUCGCUACGAAGGCUCACGAGUGCAGACGGCGAUGCUACGUAACGCACAGAUACCAGUCAGUGCCACGGAUUCGCUCGUGGCUUCCUAUCUCGAAGACGUACGCAAGCUUGCCAUCUGGGGUACCCACAGUGGAUCGCGACGACUGCAGCAGCUACCACUGGUGGAAACCAUCGUGGACAUCUGUCCCAUUAUCGGUGAACCGGGUAACCUCUCGCUGGCCGCCCUCAGUGACACGCGCUGCCGGAUCUACCGUAUUACCUACACGUAACAUUCACAUUGGAUGGAACACCAACAAUGGCACCAUUCCGUGACGACGUUCCGUUGUCGUUUCCGGCAGGGCUAGAUGAUUAAGUUUUUUAUUCGCCAAAAAAAAUAAACCCUUUACAUUGACAGUUUUCUAAAAUACCGUUUUCUAUCGUUCGGAUA